AUGGACGCUGGAUGGGUAAAGACGUUUGAUGAGUACUAUUAUGGAACUAAAGGAACAAUUAGUUCAGCCAACGUUCAAUUAAUAUACCAUUCAGUAUUAUCAGAGUUAUUGCACGAUAAUAGAAGAAAGUGAGUAAGACUACACGCGUACUGGACUUUACUGUCUCCGUAUAUUUUUAUACUUGAGAACCCUUACGUUAACGCGCGAACUUGAACUCGUGAUAAUAAAACUUCCAUACAAAUGAUAGGAACACGGUGACAGAAACAAAAGUCAAGAACGAUAAAAAACACAAUUGCGUACAUUAAAAACAAUACAUAAAUCCUAUAGGUAUAGUGAUGGGGUGCAUCUUCUAUCAUCGAAAACUUUUUCUCGUAUACUUAUCAUCAUUUUAUUAAUCGGAACACAACCAUCUAGAAUUGAGACAAUAUAAAGAAGAACUACAUUCAUUCGGCUGGGAAUUGAAUCUGAAAUCUUAGAAAUAAGCUUUAGCCUUAACCCGAUUAAGUUUAAACAAACUCUUAAUUUAUAAAUAGGCAGGUAAAUAAUUGUUAUUUUGUUUUGGCACCAAGAUUUACCUUUUCUGAGACUGCGUAUUUCUGGCGAUGGUGGAAGGAACAGAGGCCUGUAACUCGAGCCACAUUCAGAUCAUUAGUUCAGGAGGGACGGGUGGAGUUCGCCGGUGGUGGAUGGGUACACAACGACGAGGCUACCGUCAACUACUUACAGAUCAUCGAUCAAUUCACUUGGGGGCUUCGAAAAUUGAAUGACACUCUUGGUCCUUGCGGCCGCGUAGAUCACAAAGAAAGAGAAGCAAUGAUAGAGGAGGACAGAAUGGAAUUCAUGUGGAGAGGCAGUGACGUAUUAGGCAAAAUGUCAGAUAUGAUGACGCACACAUUGUUCAACCUGUACAACGCUCCUGAGGGUUUCUGCUUCGAUUUUCUGUGCAGCGACGAACCUAUCGUCGAUGAUCCUGAGAAUAAAGUUUAUAAUGCGGAAAAACGAGUAAACGAUUUCAUCGCUCAAAUCGAAAGGCAGGCGAAGUACUAUGACCAUGACAACAUCAUGGUGACUAUGGGCGGUGACUUCACAUACCAGAGCGCUGCCAACUGGUUCAUGAACAUGGACAAACUGAUCAAUCAUGUGAACACGCAUCCUGCCAACAUGUCCGACAUAAACGUGUUUUAUUCAACGCCAUCUUGUUAUUUGAAGGCUAUCUAUCUUUACGGCAGACGGGACAAAGCUAUGUAUACGGAAAAGUUGACAGUUGCGGCUCGCAUGGGCGACUCGUUUGAAUUACAUCUCCUUAGACAUGCUGUUAGCCUGGUACUCCAUCAUGACGCAAUCACAGGUGACUUACAUCAUUAUAAGCCUGUUAAUUAAUAUUCCUACUACUGAUGAAUCAAAUAGAUAAAACGAGUCGUGGCUAACUAAGCAGACCCAGUGUGGAUUGGUGGGCAUUAACCACUUACAGCCAGUACGUUAAGCUUACGGGCUAUCUCCACAUCGCAAAACAAACGCGCUAACCACUACACUAUCGAAUUGCUCGUUCUCAACACCAUCAUACUUUUGUCUUGUUAUUUUGUUUAAGCGUUUAUCGUUCGUACUGCUGCAGCAGGUACAGAUAGGAAGAAUGACAUAGGGAAAACGGACUAUUAUGGGCAUGAACCCAGAACAGAUUGUUGUUAACUACUACUGCUGCCUGUGAAUGGUGACCAUUUAACAUCUUCAUCUUCCGAGACACGGAGGAUAAAGACUGGAGAUAGUAAAUUUUUAGUAUCUAAUCUAAUGACCAGCAUUUGUAAAACUAACUUAUUUUCCACAAUUGCUAUGGACCUGCCAAGCUCCUUCGGCACAAGUCAGCAACAUGUAGCCAAUGACUUUGUAAGAAUACUCAGCGAAGCAAUGGAUGCCAGUACCAAGAAAGUAUCGAAUCUUUUAAGACUGAAAUGCAAGACUCAACUAAAAGUGGACUUAACUGGCAAGGAUACUGUUCCCAAAGACGGUACUGCAACAUCAUCCAAGUUAAGUGUUAAUAACUCUAGGUGUCACUCGCCAGCUCAAAUACUAUACGAGGAGGUGGAAUACCAGUUAGUGCCACUGCCAACGGCUAUUAUCAAUAUCCCGGGAAGAUCAUCAUCAGCAAUACAGGAACUGUACUUCGAAGCCGAGAACAUUCCACCGUUGGGUUACUCUGCAUUUUACAUCACUCCAGUUAGGGACCAGCUGCAUGUAGACGGAUUAACAGUGCAAGUUUCCCAGAACUUUUACUACUACGGGCAGGGGCAAGGAGUCCAAUCUGGUGCUUAUAGCUUCCGACCCGACAAACAGAGGCCAACCCCGGUGACUGAACGCGUGACUUACCAAACUAUAAAAGGAUCACUAAUUAAGGAAAUUAGACAGAGAUUUAAUGACUGGAUAACUCAGAUUAUAAGGUUAUAUAGAGGCGAAGAAUUCCUAGAUGUGGAGUGGAUUAUUGGUCCAGUACCAAUAGGCACGGAUUUGGGUAAAGAGGUUGUAACUGUUUUUACAACCAAUAUUUCCAACAACGGACAGUUCUAUACAGAUUCUAAUGGACGUCAAAUGAUCAAGAGGACCUGUUGGAAUGAAAGCUUGGGUCAGCAGCAGAAAAAACCAGUUCCAUCUUGCUAUUACCCUGUCACAUCGAGGAUCUGCAUACAUUCCCUAAACAGCAGCGUUGAAAUGUGUGUCUUACCAGAUAGGACGCAAGGUGGCACUUCGUAUAACGAAGGCGAGAUAGAACUGAUGGUUCACAGAAGAUUACUCACUGAUGAUGGAUUUGGUCUAGAAGAAUCUCUGAAUGAAGAAGAUCAUGGCGUAGGACUAGUGAUAAAGGGAAGGCACAGGAUAUACGUGGGAAACUUUAGACAGGAAAUUGACGAGCUGACAUUUUCCGAAAGGAUAUCACAUGCAGCCAGGAGGUGGCAGAUGGAGCCGUGGAUGUUCUUCGCGUCAGGGGAGAAGAUUAACAGGAGAAAGUGGCAAAAUGUCAGGAACAAGAGGUAUUCAUCGAUUCGCCUCCACGGUCUGCCUAGACAUAUCCACAUCCUAACAUUAGAACCAUGGAAAGCUGGUUCCGUAUUACUCAGACUUGAGAAUACGUUGGAGAAACCAGUUAGAGGUGGUCUUCAUGAAAAAUUAGAUAAUCCAGAUGAUUUCCCAAGUAAAUCAUCACACAUCACCGUCGAAUUGAAGAAAAUAUUCCUACAGUGGAAGAUCAAGAUGGUCAAAGAGACUACACUAGCUGCCAACCAGUGGUUGGAAGACGCUAGACAAAUGGAUUGGAGUACAAGAAGACUUCUCCUCAAAUCUGAGGAAGCGCUCGCCAAAAAGAAAGAAACCCAACCAAAAAGUGAGACCGGCAGGUAUGUGAACUUAUAAAAAAUAUUGGAAACCAGCUGUUUUCCCGCGACUUUGCCCUAGUAAAUUAUUACCUAUAUUACCCCUGUGAUAUAGUUCUCGUGGGUGAAAGUAUUUUUAAUAUCGGUCCAGUUAAUUAAUGCAAACAAUGAAAUCUUUUCUCCAUAUAAUAUUAGUAUUCAUCCUGCGAUGCAUUAGGUUCCCCUUUGAGUCACAUCUUUAACCUAUAUAUCGAUAAAAGUCGUUUUUCCGACUUCAUAAAACCAAUUGUUCACCCAAUUUUUCAAAGGGGGAAGAAGAAGAAGAAAGGUGAAAUUUCGAAUUACAGACCUAUCACUAUUUUGCUCGUUCUCUCAAAAACUUUAGAGUGGUAUAUCAACUCAAAAAUAUUAUCUGACAGCAUCCGCAGAGGUUCUUCUACGGAAAAAGCAAUAUCGAUAUUUACAAAAGCACUUUUUAGUACCAAAGAACUUCACCUUCUUGAAGUCUUUUGGAGUUUACUUCGAUCUUCCUCGAUAUAAAAAAAUAUUACCUUUUUAAUUAGGUUUUAUUUAUGCUAUGACAGCGCUAUGCUCGCCCUCGUUUGACGCUGAUUUAUUAUAGAAUAGCACUGCUUGUUUGUUGUUUCUAGAUUAUCCCGUAGAAGAUUCUGAUGACGGUGUUACCAAAUCAAUUUAUGAAAUGUACUAUAAAAGUAAGAAAAACAUAAACAAAUCCCGAACAACAGACAUGGAACCAAGAUUUAGGAAGAAAAGGAGGAAGAAUAGACGGUACCGUCAAAAUAAUGAACCCGAAGAUGCGAACAAUUCCUCUGAAUCAACCACUAAAAGAAGCAGGAGUAGGAAUAUGAAGAGAGGCAGAGUUAAGAAAGUAGAUAUGCCAUUCUUCUUGGAAGAUAGGAAGAGAAAAACAGGAGGUAGUGUGGAACUUGUGGCUAAAGAUGGAUUGGAAUUGGAAGAUUAUGGUGUUAAUACUAGAGGUAAGAAUAAAGUCAUAUCAUAAACUAUAUGUCGGCGGGUAGUCUCAAGGGGCUAUUACGAAGCCCAAAUAGAUCGUCCAUAUCGGAGGACUAUCUUUAAAAUAACACUGCAGGCGUGUAUGCCAAUGUGGAUUUAUUCCAUUUUAUUACUUUUCAUACGAAAAUAUAACGAGAUCAGCGUGAUGUCGCCGGAUGUCUUUACUCCUCGACGAUUGGCAACAGAAUGUGUGCCAAAAUGGCGGCAACUUGCUUUUUGUUAACGAACUGUCAAAGUCAGUGUCGCCAUUCUAAUAAAAUUAAAAGUAUCGAUGAUCACGCUAUCUCUACAAUCGAGUAAUUAAGUAAUCGAGUAACUACCAACUAAAAUAAAAGAAACUAAAUCAAACGAUCUUCGUAAAGAUGAUGCGACAUAUAUGAUAUUAUAUACAAUACUAGCUGUUGUCCCAUGUAUCUGCAAGCGUUAAUUAUAGUAUAUGUCAUAUGUUGUAGUCAUAUGUUGUAGCUAUCCGUAUGUGAAAUAUGUAGUUAUUAAAAUCGGUCCAGUAGUUCGGAGUCUAUUCGAUGCAAAUUAACAAACAAUUAAAUCUUUCCUCUUUAUAAUAUAACUAGCUUUCCCUCAGCAGCUUCACCCGCGUGCUUCCUAGGGAACUGUUUAUUUGGACAUUGAUUCAUAUAUGACACAGGUGUAGCCACAAUGACAAAUUGAAUAUUAAAAAUGAUUUCUAUGGCACCCUUUUGGUUCCACAUACAAACUUCCACUCCCAUUUUCAUCCCUUUAUUUGAGAUAGAAUACAGCCUAUAUCUACCGCAUAUGAUGAAGUUUCCCGUAGGUGAAUGAAUUAUAAAACGGGCAAAUAGUUUCGGAGUCUAUUCGAUGCAAACAAAUAAAUUUAACAAAAAGUUAAUUUUUAUAUUAAUAAACAUUAACUUUUAAAUGAUGAAAGGAUUAUUACAAGAAAUAUCUUGGUCUCGUUAAUUACCUUUCAACGCAAACGUCAAAUGCGAGAGAGAAACGUCGUAAACCAGAUUCCCAGGAAUACGACGAUCCAGAUUCUAAUGAAGAGGAGAAAGAUAGAGAUAAUGAAUAUAGAGACUUAUAUGAGAGAAAGAUUGAGAAACGUAGGAAAAGGCCAUGGAUUAUGAAAGAAGAAGAAUUGUUGUUUGCGCGCACCAUGACAACUGUCAUUUAUAAAUAG
Diatraea saccharalis (sugarcane borer) is the source of this 5553-nucleotide messenger RNA. The record is from the annotation of a GenBank genome assembly. Lineage: Eukaryota; Metazoa; Arthropoda; Insecta; Lepidoptera; Crambidae.